AUGAAAUUACUGGCACAAAACAAGAAAAAUUUGAAAAACAAGGUAAGGUACCAGGAAGCUGUGGUUAUUGUGAUUGGUGAAAAAAUAGAAAAACUAAAACUGUAUGUGGAAUAUGUGAAACAUAUAUUUGCAAAGAACAUAGUGGACAAACAUGCGUUAACUACAAUAACUGAAGAUAAAAGUGAAAAUGUUUCAACUUGCUUUGAAGCAAAAGGUUUAUUGAAAAGUAUAAAAACCUUAAAAACAUCAUUUAUGUCCAUAUUUUGGGGAGAUAUAUUAGAACGGUUUAAUGCAUGUAGUAAGAAACUACAGUCAAUUCAAAUUGAUUUGGGUAUUGUGGUAGAAAUUUACCAGUCGUUGAUAGGUUUUGUACAUGAUAUUCGGUGUGAUGACAUGUUUAAUGAUUACAAAACUCGAGCAAUUGAGAAAUGUGGCAUUUCAAGUUUGAAUACAAAUAAUAAACGUGAAAAAAAACGUAAAAGGUUUUUUGAUGAAGGCAACGGUGAGGAACAAGUCUUUGAUGAUGAAUAUGAAAAUUUUAAAGUAAACACUUAUUUUAUGAUAUUAGACCAAAUUAAAUCUGAUUUAGAAAAAAUAAAAAUUGCCUAUGACAAUUUAACUUCAAAGUAUAAUUUUUUUUAUCACUUGUCAGAACUAACACCUGCUGAAGUUAAAAAAAAUUCUGAGUCACUGCAAAGUUUAUACAAAAAAAUUAGUAUUUAUAUAAGAAAUUACAACCUUGUAGAAGUCUAUCCAUACAUAGACAUUGCAUUGAGAAUGAUACUCUGUACUCCAGCUACAAAUUGUUCAGCUGAACGGUCUUUCUCUACACUAAAGAGAGUUAAGAGCUAUUUAAGAUCAACAAUGAAAGAAGAAAGACUAAAUGCAUUAGCUGUUCUCAACAUUGAAUCAGAACUCACAAGAGAAUUAGACUACAAAGAUAUUAUAGAAGAUUUUCCCAAUAAGCAAUCUAGAAAAAAAUUAUUGUAA
Messenger RNA from Metopolophium dirhodum (rose-grain aphid), 990 nucleotides. RefSeq lists its product as uncharacterized. The record is from RefSeq and is a predicted model, not a curated record. The coding region runs from base 1 to 990 and encodes 329 amino acids. NCBI's taxonomy places the organism in Eukaryota, Metazoa, Arthropoda, Insecta, Hemiptera, Aphididae. Gene Ontology annotation, molecular function: protein dimerization activity. The transcript is spliced from 3 exons.